Messenger RNA from Closterium sp. NIES-65, 3432 nucleotides. NCBI's taxonomy places the organism in Eukaryota, Viridiplantae, Streptophyta, Zygnematophyceae, Desmidiales, Closteriaceae. The record is from the annotation of a GenBank genome assembly.
AUGUCGCAUCAGACCGACCAAGAGGGUGGGGCCAGAUCUACCGCUACUAAAAAGGCCGCCGCGCAAACCAAUCAAACGAAACGUGCGGCGGGGAAAAAGGCUGAGGUGGGAAAGCAGAAGCCCGGAAAAAAGGCGGAGGACAAGGGGAAGCAACCAACGGCACGCAAGCGUGUUUCGGCCGUCAGGAGCGAUGCGGAUGUUGCCACUGCUGCCCUCGAGCCCGGUCCUUCUGACGACGGCACCAUCGGCGGGAACGAAGACCCAGGGCGUGGCGGCGUGAGUGUUGCCGUCCGGUCCGGGGACAGAGAGGGCUUUGCGACUCGAGGAAAGCACGGCGACUCUCCCCGCCAAGAUCAGGCCGCAACUUCGACGUCCGUGGCAGAGGCAAAGCAGCAGCAUCUGACGCUGCCCCCCCCGCCCGUGGUCGAAAUAUCUGCUGCAGUGAUAGAUAAGGAGAAGGAUGCUGCGCACGAUUGCACGGAGGGGCCGAAACACGACAUUGCCGACGUAGGUGGAUCUCCUCCCUCUGGGGGACGCGGGAGGCGUAGGCAGAGGAAGAGCGAUGGUGAGGAGGAGAAUGACACCCCCGUGGCUGAGGACAUGCCCAUACGCGCGAAGAGGAGGCAGACGACAGCCAGCGGUGACGACGCCGGUGGUGCUGAAGUUGGGACAAUGCGAGGCACCACGGCGCCAAGUGGCUUGGCGACAGAUCAUGCAAUGCGGCAUAAGGUGGGAUCCGGUCCGAGGAAACCAUCUAGCGGACGGAGGGGGAAGCAAUCUUCGGGGGGGAAUAGGCCGAAGCGCGGCAAAGAAGGCCCUGGUGAAGCGGAUGUUGAGGACGAGGGGGAUGGGGAGGAGGAGGCCGAGGAGGAUGCGGAGGAGGAGGACGAGGAUGCAGGGGAGGGAGAGAAGGACGAGGAUGAGCAGGAGGGCGACGAUGAUGAGGAGGAGGAGGAGGAGGAGGAGGAGGAGGAGGAGGAGGAGGAGGAGGAUGAGGAUGAGGACGAUGAGGAGGAGGAUGAGGGGGACGACGAGGAUGAGGAGCAGGAGGAGGAGGAGGAGGAUGAGGAGGAGGAGGAGGAGGAGGAGGAGGAGGAGGAGGAGGAGGAGGAGGAGGAGGAGGAGCAGGAGGAGGAGGAGGAGGAGGAGGAAGAGGAGGAGGAGGAUGAUGAGGAGGAGGAUGAGGAGGAGGAGGACGACGAGGAGGAAGAGGAGGUGGAGGAAGGGGCGGAUGAGGAGGAGGAGGAGGAGGAGCCGGCAGGGAAAGGACGGGGCGCGCGAGGGCGGACGGGGGAGUGGCACAGGGAAGACCCUAACAACACCGUGUUCCACCCGUCUUUUCCCGCCGCAGGGAAGGAGAAGGUUGACAAAUCGGCUAACCCGGCCCGGGGCAGGGCGGUCUCCCCCCUCGCCGGUCCAUCGCGUGUGCAUCAACCAAGCACCUUUGCCAAUCCCUUCCCUGAGCUUCCCUUUUCCCGCCAACGUGAUAGUGUGAGGGCACACGGUGCUGCUGCAGAAGACGUUGAUCCCCUUGGCCAGAGAGGGGUUUCUACACACCCUUUUCCGGAUGUCAUGGAUGCGCUGGCUGAAGGUGCAGAGCACGGGCAGUUUGUUACACGAGACGAGUUCCAGCAGCUACGGUCUGAGAUGUACGCCAUGUUUGCUCAGCUCGGCCUGCGUCGGGGAGCAACUGCCAGCUAUGCCGGGGGGGCCGCAGUGGUGCCGAUGGGUGGUACCCCGCCGCCGAUGAGUGCCGUGGACAAGGCACGUGUGCUUGUGCUGCAGGAGACCAACCCAUUCCCGGUAUGUGGCGGGUUGGGGUUGACACGGCGGACGCAAGAGGGUGUGACGUGGCGGGAUGUGUGGCUUGGUGCUGACGUGGCACCUUGGAAGGGCACACGGGAGCGGCGCUCAACGAGGCGCCGCGUGUCAGGUGGGUGGGGUGUGACGUGGCAUGGGGUGGGCGGGUGUGACGUGGCACGUGGGGCUGGCUGCUACCUGACGUGGCGGAUGCAGGAGGGUGUGCCGUGGCGGGAUGUGUGGCUUGGUGCUGACGUGGCGGCUUGGAAGGGUACACGGGAGCAGCGCGUGACGAUGCUACACGUGUGCGGUGGGUGGCUUGUGAAGCGGGCAAGAGAGGAUUGCCCUGGGCUUGGGGCAGACCAAGCGGGGCUGGGUGGAGGUGGAGGUGAGAGCGGGGUGGUGCGCAGCAGGAAGCGGCAGGCUCAGUCAGUGGCAGAGCAGUUCCAGCAGCAGGGGGUGAGCAGCCGCGUGCAGGACGAGGAGGGAGCCCUUGUGGAUGCUCUGCUGCUGGAGGAGCAUCAGCAGAUGCACGGAGGAGGAGGGAGGAGGCGAGUGCAAUCAGCCCUGUGGCCACGUAUGGAGUGGGAGAGCGCCCUUCCAGAUGAUGUGCUGCUGGGGGUCAGCAGCCUUGAUGCUGGCUUCACCGCACCGCAUGCACCAAUGCCAGUGCCGCUGCCCACAGCUGCGCUGGCUGGUUCCGUCCCUGGGCGGAUGGGCAGCAGCACUGGAGGGACGCUCGUUGUGAGUAGUUGCACCCAACCAGAGCUGGACACGUGCAGCGUGGCGCAUGAUAAUGUUGCUCUUUUUUUCGACACGCCCCUGGAUCCCCUGUUGCUGCCUGGACACGCCCCUACUGUCCCCCAGUUACCACAGUGGCAGCCCUGCCGUGUGCCCUGGGCGGGUGGGCCCCAGGGACGGGUGCUGCCAGGCACAGCUGGUGGUGGGGUAGCGCUGGCAGAGUGGGCGUUGGAGCAGCGAAACAGCAGGAAGGGAGGUGCUCAAGCGCACCGGGAAUUGGAUUCGAGCCAUUCUCAACGCUUUCAUUGCUUCCGCUUCACGUUGAAUGGGGAGGAGGACGCGGUGCUGCUGCGCCACGUGCUGCAGUGCGGCACGAAGCAGUGGGGCGAGCUGGGGAGGAACAGCAAGUCCGCAUCUGGGGUUCUCCCGUCUCAGGCGGCACUGCUCUGCUCUCCCAAGGCAUAUAUUUCUGCAAAGUCAGGCGCUACAGCAGUAGCAGGAGGAGGAGGAGGAGGAGGAGGAGGAGGAGGAGGAGGAGGAGGAGGAGGAGGAGGAGGAGGAGGAGGAGGAGGAGGAGGAGGAGGAGGAGCAAGAGCAGCAGCAGCAGCAGCAGCAGCAGCAGAAGCACUUUUGUGGGAUCUCACCGCCAGUCGCUAUCUGCUGCUCUUACGUUGCACGGCUGCUGUUGAAUCCCGUUGCCCCUUGGUCCGUCCGCCAUCUUUCCAGGCGCGAGCACAGCAGCACGGCGGAGCGAGUCACACGGCGCUGCGGGUGCUGGAGGGGCUGGAUGGAAGAAAGAGUUGGGAGCAGUUGAAAGAGAAGGGGGGGUGUGCAGGAGAGAAGGGCGAGCACAACUGGGAAGUAGCCCAAGCUGAGAGCAGCGGGGGAUAG